Molecule: messenger RNA, 1091 nt
Organism: Aspergillus candidus
Lineage: Eukaryota; Fungi; Ascomycota; Eurotiomycetes; Eurotiales; Aspergillaceae
Exons: 1
Coding region: 115-891 (258 amino acids)
Source: RefSeq, a predicted model, not a curated record
UCAUGGUCGAUAUCCCACUAUAUAUCCUGGAUAUACUCCCUCCUUAAUAUCCAACAUCUAAUCCCUAAUCCCUAAUACAAUAUAUACUACGAUAUAUAAUAUAAUAUAUAAGAAAUGCCCACAAUCAACAUCAUCAACGACUCCGACCACCUCUCCUUCGUCUCCUCCGUCCCCUCCUUCACUCCCCACUCUCAUCCACCCCGUCUCCGUCACUCUCCCUCCAUCGCCAACCUCUCCCGCUGGGUCGUCAAUCGCCUCUCUCGCCGUUCCUUACGAGAGGAAUAUACUGGGUCAGAUAGACCAGAUCUUUCUCAUUUCGAUCAUCUCAAUGACAAUAACGAUACCAAUCACGACAAUAACCCACAAGCCAACCCUCACCAUGGAUACAAUCGACGAAGACGACCCCAUCGCGCCUUAGCCCUCAAAGAAGAAACCAACGAAGAUAACGACCCUCACGACAACGGUGAAGAUGAAGAAUCAGAAGCAGAAGACUCCGACGAAGAACGCCUCAAAGAAGAAUACGCCGCCUACUGUCGCGCCUUUACCGGGUCCGGGUGUCCUGAUCAUCGUUCACCCCCCCGGGCGCGCUGGACGAUGGAGGCUUCCCAUCACCCAGGGAUAGUAUCAGGGUCGUCAUCUCCGGUACUAUCACCAGCACCAGCACCAGCAGCAACUGCAGAAAGAGGAGAAGAGGAGUACGGCGUGCCCAGUCCAUACUUGGAUAAUCUCGAUGAAUCGCAUCCCCAGUUACAACCACCCCCGCGCAUUCUCACUCCCGCCCUCUACGUCCAAACGCAAGCGCAAGCGCAACAGCGCAAACACCCCACCGAGGACCCUCCCGUUCGGCCCUGGUGGUCCACGGCGGGGAGGUGGGUGUGCGCCCGUCCGUGACCCAGGCAGGGCCAGUACCCGCAAAGGCCCGGGUCAUACGCACAUGCCCCUUCUCGGGGCGUACAGCCAACCCUAAACUUGACGCCACCGACAGCACAGCAGUCAUCCGCUCAAGCCCGAAAAAGCAUGGGGAAGAGAACCCAAAAUGAAAGGUGAAGAGAAAGAAAAAAAAAAAAAAGAAGAAAAAGAAAGAAUAAAAA